Molecule: messenger RNA, 1639 nt
Organism: Guyanagaster necrorhizus
Lineage: Eukaryota; Fungi; Basidiomycota; Agaricomycetes; Agaricales; Physalacriaceae
Exons: 3
Coding region: 265-1587 (440 amino acids)
Source: RefSeq, a predicted model, not a curated record
CAUAGCUUCUUACCCGAUGUGGGAAGGCAGCCAUGCAAAAAUCAAGGGUCCCGAUCAACUUUCGGAACCCACAGUAAUCGCGACAGAUCCACCUUAACAAACGACAUUCAGGAUCAAAAUCGUGGUCAGCGUUCAUUCACCUCAUUCACCUCUUUCCACCAUAUCCUCGCUUUCUUCCGCCUGGCUUUGCUUCGACCUUCAAGUCAAUUGCGGCCAUUAGCAGACAUCAACGCUAACUCAAAUUCACCCUGACAGUGGCCUGCAAUGUUCGUACAGACGUCAGAGCCUCCGAUACGCUGCCUACCAACCGAGCUACUCUUUCAAAUAUUUGAUUGGGCCCUCGUCGACGCCCUGUCCGACAGUCGGUCCGCUGUUCAAUGUCCUUGGACACUAGCCCACGUCUGCAUGCAAUGGCGACAAGCAACCCUUUCCUUUCCUUCCCUCUGGUCCAAACUUCGCAUCCAUAUCACCGAAAGUUCUUCAUUCAUCCGUCUCGGCAGACUUACGCCUGUAUCUCCUCUCGGAUCCAUCCAUUUCACUGCAGGUCUUGACUAUGCGUUGAGGCGCUCUGGGUCCCAUCCACUAUCCUUUCGCGUCGAAUUUUCGGAUUGGGAGGACUACUCCCAAGAACUUCUAAUACAGCUAGUCUCUCUGUCUCAUCGAUGGGAAGACAUCAUCAUAAUCGCCCCCGCUGAGAUUUUCAACGUCCUCUUUGACCUGCUCGGCAGCGCCCAACUUCCCUUACUCCAAUCAAUCCACUUUCAGUCACCAUCACGAUUCUAUUGGGACGACAUGCCGGCUAAAGAUAGAUGCACGGCCUUCCAAACCGCGCCGAAGCUUCGUUCAGCAAGCCUGAAUCCGAUCCUCAUGUUGCGACUGCCCUCAUCGCAUAUAACGGAGCUAUGUAUAAGCUAUCCGGAUCCUGACGAUAUCCCUAUUAUUCUUCACCAGCUGCCUUACCUAGAGUCCUUCUGGCUUACGGGUUUUAAGCCAUGGAACAUCGACCACCCAGUCCCAACGCUUCAUCGGACGUUACGAAAAGUCGAAUUGCCCUCCCUCGACCAUCUUGCAUUCUUCACGCUUCCUUUUCUAACACACCUCUCCAUCUCGGCCAUAUCUCGGACAUUGAAUGGUCCGAUCAUCGCAUCCUUUCUCAGUCGUUCAUCGUGCACCAUCUCUCACCUGCAGAUCUCCCUAACCAGGACUGGACGAAACGUUCAAGACUGUCUCUCCCUAUUUCGUUAUGUCACAAAUCUCGAAAUCGGCAUAGUGGGAUAUCGAUAUCUCUUCGAUAACCUCCGAAGGAAUCCAUCGUUACUCUCCGACUUGGAAAGUCUUAAGCUUCUCGGCGAUAGCAUGCAUCCUUGUAAUCUUAAGGAGGUGCUUGCACUGGCAGAGGCUCGUUCGAAGACACUUCGCUUUAUCGAUAUUGGUACAUGUUCUUCUGUAGAGCCAACAGAGAGGGAGGAACGUCUUGAGACCGAGAGGCGACUCGUGGAUGCAGGGCUUCAGGUCCAUCUUGUGGUGAACGAGAAGCACCGGCGAGGCACCUUUUUUCAUACCAAUUAUCAUUGUAUCGUGAUGUAGGUAGCCAACGAUACUUCUGUAUCCUCCGUUGCACACAAUUGGACAUAUAUUU